AUGGAAUCCCCUCUUGUUCACCUCAAUGGCCGGUCAAGGCUAACCUUUCCCUCUCGGGUCUCGGCUCUCGGUUCCGGCGAUGGCUGCCUCCCGCCGCCUCGCGCGGAAGCUGCCCUCGCUGAUCUCCAGGCAUCAGCGCCUCAUCUCCCCGGAGGCCGAAGCACCGGAACUCACUGAACCCUCCACCACCUCCACACCCAUCCCACUCGACCCCUCCCUGCCCGUCCUCCCGCUCGCCGUCUCCCACCUUUCGCCGCCGAGCCCGCUUCCGAUGCUCCCCUCCGCGCACGCCUCCUCCCCGGUCUCUCUCCUGCGUCUCCUCCGCCGAGCGCGUCACCACCCGCGACUCGCGGCGCUCGACCUCCACAUCCUCCUGGCCGCCGCGGAUGCGUCCCCCGCGUUCCGCCCCGACCAUGGCCUGACGUCGCUCCUCGCCGCUCGCCUUGCGUCCUCCCGCCGCCUACCCUCUCUUCGGCGCCUCCUCGAGCUCGUUCUCGCCCGACCCUGCCCCUGCGCCGACGACUCCAUCUUCGCAUGCCCCGAGCUCCUGCCCACCUUCCGCAAGGCCAUCGUCGCCUUCUCUGCCUCCGGCGACAUCCCCGCCGCGUCCGAAGUCCUCGCAUACCUCCGUCGCGCCGCUGACUCCCCACUCCCCGCCGAGUUCUACAAUAUCAUCCUCCACGCCCUCUCCCGCCUCCGCCGCCACGACGAUGUCAUCCGCUUCUACGGCGAGAUGACCUCCGUCUACCGCGUCGCUCCGGAUGCCUACACCUUCAAUAUACUUAUCAACAGCUCCUGCCGCGCGGAAGGCGUCAACAGCGCCAAGCGGUGGUUUGGCGAGAUGCAGCGCCGGAGCUGCGCACCGACGGGCGUUAGUUUCAAUACACUCAUGCGCGGGUUCAUCAGAGAAGGCAGGUACAAGGAGGGAAUCAAGGUCGCACGCGAGAUGCUUGAGCUUGGAGUCGGGCUGUCGGUUGUAUCCAUGGAGAUUUUGAUCGGUGGCUUGUGCCGUGGUGGUGAGGUUCUAAAGGCGGCUGAGGUGUUUGCUGAGUUUUUGGGGGAUGGGGUGGUGCCAGAAGGGUUUGAUUGCUUUGAACUUGUUGAGGCUCUGUGCCGUGUGGGGAAGAUGGACAAAGCAGUAGAAGUGGUGGACAUGGUAUUGGAGAGGAAUAUGAAAUGCUGUCUCAGCGUGCCUGCUGGCGUUACUAUUUUGGAGUGCCUGAUGAAGGCUGGGAGGCUGGAUAAGGUUUUCCACUUGAUGCAGAGAAUGGUUGAGCAGGGAAUUAUUCCAGAUACAAUUUCUUGUAACUGCAUCUUUGAGGCACUUUGUGAAGCAGGGAGGACAGCUGCUGCGAACCAGCUUAGGGUGCUGGCUAAGGAGAAGGGUUUUGAGGCUGAUAGCGAAACCUAUCGUGUGCUGGUGCAGGGAUUUGGAAGGCAGGGGAGAAGGAAGGAAGGGGAGGCUGUGUUGGAUGAAAUGCUUGAUUCAGGAUUUAUACCAAACAUUGCCUCUUAUAAUAGGCUUCUUGAUGGCUUGCGUAAGGGAAGAUCUUUGAGGAUACAAGAGAAUUUCUCAGGGGAUGUGAAAGCACCAGAUUGAAAGUAUGUCUCAGAGGGAGGGAGGGACAGUGGUGUGCAUAACUGCAAGGAUACAAAAUGGGAGGCUUGAAAUGAGCGAUAUUAACAGCAGUUAAGAGUUUCCAGCCCUUCUAUGCCAUGAGAAGGUGUCAUAUUGAAAUUUUCGAACUUCCAACAUGGUACUUUGGAGACUACUUUAUGAUACAUCCUUCACUUGCCGGAUUUGAAUUUUGAAGGCUCCCUUGCUUGGACACGAGUCCCAUCUAUUUGAUUUGGGGUAGCAUUUUUCUGACAUCUUGCCAAACCCAUCGUUGCUAAGGUCUGUAUCACUGUAUGGAUAGAAAAUGCUUCAUUCUAUUGGGGAUUUCAAUUUUUUUUAGAUAGGUAUACAUAUGUCUUCUCGAGCGCUAUAUUAACAUUGACGUUGAUUUUGUUCCAAGUUCUGUUUGGCCUAAAUUAGAUAGUGCAAAGGUAGGACACUAGGCCUGAAUAUUAUCAUCCUAAUGAGCUAUCUUAGUGUUGUAUUUUCUAUGCCCAGUGUCCCCAAGUAUCAUGGGCUGAUAUCCACAAAGUUGGGAGUUAAUGAUAUUCGGAGGCAGUAAACUGUGCACAGAAGGAAGUUAGUAGUAAUGUGGAAAUUCAAUAACCUCAUUAUGAUGGUAUCUUCCUAUUCCCUCCUUUCAUAUAUGCAGUCUCUGGAUAUUUUAAUGCUGCCAAAUGUUUCAGUCGGAGUAUUAUCAUAUUUCGAGACUGCAGAUAUAGAGAUGGCUCUGGUGUUACUGCUUCCAAAGAAACAGACAUAGGAACAAGCGUCACUGCUUUGAAGUAACUUGUCUUCCAGCCAUCAAUUGAUCAUAAUGCCUAGGAUAGGGGAUUUGCAAAUGUUAAUGAUGAAGAAAAUAUUUUUCGGGGAACAUGCUGAACAUGGGAAGAUAAUCUUCUCAAGGUUUGCAGGAGGCAAUGCAAUGCUUCCAUUUGGAUCGGACGGUCUAAGGUUUUCUCUUGUGUCUACUUUCUAAUUGAGGAUUCAAAGGAACUAAUGUUUGUUGGGGUUUUACCCCUAAACAGACGAGAGAUGAGAUAGAAUGAGAGGACCAGCAAGUCAAACAAGCAAGAGAGCAAAUAAGCAAGGGGCUAAGAGUCCCCCACCUCCUCCCCAUGGGGGCUAUUUAUAGGGAGGAGGAGGUGGUUGUUUAUACUUAUUCCAUUGGUGGGGUCGAAUAUUACAAGAAAGUCCUUGAUGUUUACAAACAGGUCUCUAGAAGCUGCAAAUAAGUCCCUAGAACUCAUAAACUAGCCCUUAGAUCCUCUAACUUAGACUCUUUUACACAAAGGGGGUCCCUAGCCUUAGGUGGCAGCCAAGGCGCACCCCCAACAAUGUUGAUUGAAAAUUAUCAUGCAAAGCUUGUCAGCAACCAGCUACCCGUCGAUACUAUUACCCAAUCUCCACUAAGCAGUAAUUGUCUUCUCUCUAUUCACCACCAUGACAAUACAGUUCUAUUGCUACAAAUUUCAACAGUGGAGAAACUUGUGUAGAUGUUCAUCUCCUCAGCGUUAGUCUCUCUUAAGUGACCAUAUCCACAAUGUUUAUGUGCGUUGCCGGCCGGCGGGUGCUGUCCAGCGGACGCUUCCAUGCGUGUGCAUGGCGGCUGCGAGACCAGCCGGUUGCUUGGCCCUUCCGGUGAAGGUGUUGCAAUUCUGGCAACUUGGCAUGGCAGCCAGAGAGCAGGGCGGUCGGUGCCGGUGGUCAAGGUGAAAGAGUGCAGUUGUCCAGGGUGCGUGUCUGGAGGGACAAGGGAAGUAUCUCUCAGUUUGGCAAAUCGAGAAGCAAUGGAGCAAUCUGUGGGGUCAUGUCUCUGGCGCGCUUCACUUCACAAAGCAUCUCCUCUGCAUUGUAGGCAUAGACAAACACGAACUGACAAAGUGACAAUGCACGCACGAUCACUCGAUCAGUGUCCAACCUGUUGCCUGAUUUAAUUUCUAGACAGAAUUGUCA
Messenger RNA from Panicum virgatum (switchgrass), 3574 nucleotides. RefSeq names its product pentatricopeptide repeat-containing protein At2g36240-like. NCBI's taxonomy places the organism in Eukaryota, Viridiplantae, Streptophyta, Magnoliopsida, Poales, Poaceae. The transcript has 3 exons. The coding region runs from base 80 to 1600 and encodes 506 amino acids. The record is from RefSeq and is a predicted model, not a curated record. Gene Ontology annotation, molecular function: protein binding.